This is a messenger RNA of Pomacea canaliculata, 4084 nucleotides long. RefSeq lists its product as uncharacterized. NCBI's taxonomy places the organism in Eukaryota, Metazoa, Mollusca, Gastropoda, Architaenioglossa, Ampullariidae. Bases 2072 to 3904 code for a protein of 610 amino acids. The record is from RefSeq and is a predicted model, not a curated record. The transcript is spliced from 9 exons.
GCGACACGAAACUGCGUAGAUGUUUGUGAAACAUCCUGUUGGAAGACCUGGCAGGUCGGGCCACAUGAAAGUUUGGGGAUUAUAACAACGUGCGAUAACAGAAUUGGAAGAAGGUUGACAGACGAUAACCACCAGCUGUGAGUUAGCUACCAUACAUCAUUGACCUGCAGACAAACAUUGUAACACAUUGUUCAUUCUUAGUGCAGAGGGUGAGCAUUCAAGCGUAAACACCACGUGAUCACUACACACGUUGACGGAAAACAGAAUCACCGGAAGGAAGUCGGUUUAUGAAACUGUGGCAUUAAAUAAGGAACACUGUAAGAUGUAGAUAUAACAGCUUUGAAGUUCCCUGUCACAAGUGUAUAGAAAAGCGGAUCAUUAUUUUCAAAAACCAAGAGCAGGUUGAUUGAAAUUUCUCACAUCUCUGUGUGACAGGGUGUGUGUGUGUGAAAUGCGACAUCGACGACAAAACUGUUCGACGAAGCCGGGAAUGACAAAAUGUUCCGUGGAGGUGCCAACACUCGAGAAAACAUGUCUGCGAGAGGUCAUAGGGGGAGCAGUCCUUAUCUCCGCCUCUACCGAAGGAACGAAAGAGGAAGUUACUCACACCACACUGGUUCCCAGCGCUUUGACUGUGUUCCUCCUCCCGUUCCUUGGUGUUCCUCCUCUUAUAAUCAACGCCACCCACGCUUUUACCCUCCAGUCACCACAUCAUCUCAUGGUCAGACUUUCUGGGAGUGGGGUAGUGCAUGGAGACCGGAGUACAAUCAACACAACACCUCAGCUCCUAGUCUGUGGCAUCAACAAACCGGGAUAAGACAGGUUGUUAGACCCCCACAGUUGACAGGCUCCACUGUUAGACCCUCACAGUUGACAGGCUUCACUGUCAGAUCCUCACAGUUGACAAACUCCACUGUCAGACCCUCACAGUUGACAAGCUCCACUGUCAAAACCCCAGAGUUGAAAAGUUCCAGUGCUAGAGAUUCCCAAUUGACAAGCUCCACUGUCAAAACCCCAGAGUUGAAAAGUUCCAGUGUUCCAAACACACAGUUGACAACUUCAGAAGUUUCUGGUCUUAGCAACCCUACUCCUGAUAACAAAAGGAAGAAGCACAGACAGGGAACUCGGAUCGAGUCCACGGAGGGAGAGGAGUCAUCUCAAAAAAAAAUUUACUGGAAAAAGUUCUUCGCGGAACAGAUGAGACAAGAUACUACUGAGAGAUUCCCGAAUCUUCUCAGCGGGACAUACUUCAUUCCCAACGACCACUUCUACAGACUGAAGUACAGAAAGAUUGAUGAAAAUGAAAACCUUCCAAGCGAUGUGCACGUGCUUGAUAAGAGCCUCACUUCCGAUCUCAGCUGCAGUCGUGCAGAACUCCUCGUCAGACUCUGCUUGAUGCACAUUGGGGAAUGUGUUCAGGAUCCCAUGGUUGUCCUCUUUAACUAUUCCUAUGAUAAUUACCUCAACAAAGUCAGUGGUACUCACCAGGACAGUAAUGAAAACACUUCUGACAAGCAAUCUCCCCAGUGUCCUUUGGAAGGUCCAGAUAAAACCCAGUGUCCCUUCACACUGAGACAGCUUUUCCCUUCUACAAAUGACAAUUAUGGGGCCCCAAGCAAGGGGAACCUGUCUGAAGAGGCUAAACAGGGUAAAGGGGGACCCAAGGAGACUUUGAUGUGCUGGUGGUCAGCAGGAGACACGGGUUUGUCAUCAUGGAGAUAAAAAGUAUCGGCGACCAGGGUGUCAUUCCGGAGAAGGCGGCGCAGGUGACAGGCGUACCCGACAGUAAGAUCAAGGAAAGGAUCGAAAAAGCAGUCCAGGAACAGUUGCCAAAAUCAGAGAAUCUUCUUCGCCAUUUGUUUUCUGACCUCCCGAAAAGGUCCGGGUCAUUAAGGUCUUGGCUGUGCCAUGUCUGAAGAGAAGUCGUCUGAGAUCUGUUGCAGAAGACAACCCUGACCUGCUGAAGCUCUUAUGUCCACGUGUCCACGAUAGUCCAUCAGACAGCCUGGAAGCAGCCCUGGAUCACUGUCUCAGUGAGGAAGACAUCGGGUUUCUUCAAGGUGUCUGCAAGAUGGGUACUGUCUGGUCAACAAAGUCGUCUACUCAAGAUCCUCUGGUCUCUUGGUGGGAAAAUGUUACGAGGAGAGAAACCUUAAAUGAAGACGAACUUCAAAACAACUCAGAUUUGUUGAUAUCAGAAGAUUCCUACCAACAGAUCAUAUCAAGAUUUAUCGGGAUGUACUCAACAGUAGAAGCUGAUGUUCAAAUAGACAAACAGCGCGAUUUUCAAAGGGACGAGGCUCGAACCCUCGGGGAAUGUAUCAACCUGACAGGAGUCCAGUUUGGGAGCAGCAUCCUCUUUCCAGCUCAGAAGACCAUCCUGGACCGCGAUGACCAGUUCCUUUGUCUGACCGGACCUCCAGGAUCUGGAAAGACAUUGGUACUCGGAGUAAAGGCUUUGAAGUGGGCAAGAGAUGGACACCAUGUCAUCAUCGUCUGCAUUCAAGGUGUCCACUACGGUACCCUAGUGUCUUUGACCCUUCACAGACAGGUGAGACACUGGGCUCAACACCAAGCUCAGGACCUGUCUGGACUCGUACACAUCGAGAGGCUUUCUCUGGAGACGGAUGUGGAAGAUUUUGUUCAAAAUUUGUUGCAUAAACACAAAGGACAAGCUCUGAAGUUUGUUAUCGACGAAAUACCAAAGGAAGUGACAAAAGACACUUAUAGUAAAAAACUCAGUUUCUGUGUUGACACUCUGAAUGAGGUUUUACUUAAAAUGAAGGCUCUAUCUUUAUUACCGAACCAAUCAGCAAAGACACCACUGGACAUGAAUACGACUCAUAGUUCCUCCCCAAAGGAGACGCCUGAUGAUGUACUAAAGAAAAUCGAGAAAGCACUGGAUUUAUUAGGAAGACGAAUGAACUGUUUGAAGGUAAAAGAGACUGAAAAGUUCUUACCCAUCUUAGAUGAUGAAUGGAAAUCUCGCCUUCAGGAGAUUGAGAUACUUUGGGCACAAAUAGUGGAUCAAAAGAGUGUUGUCACGGCAACAAUGACUAGACCAGGCAGUCUACAAGAAAUAUUCACUCAGCUGUACUCCGUGCUUGGGUCCUUGUACAACCUUUAUGCCUCUUGCUACUGGCUGAUCUUUCCCAAACUCAUCGAGGUUCUCGUGAGAGAAGGAAGAGAAAAGAAGGUUGAUGUCUCUGUCUGGACGUCUGGAUUGUUUCCCUUUCAAACCCAAGAUUUCAAUGUGGCAAAGCUCGAGCUGUGUGUAAGAUGUCCUCCUACAGUCCAGACUCUUCUGGAAUUACUGGAUAAGGAAGCCCAUUCUCAGGCAAAGUUGACAUUCAUGUACCAUAACCUCCUGGCUUUUCACAACCCACCUCUGCCCUCCACGGGACAGCAAAUUAAGCUGUUUGAUCACACUGAUCACGUGGCGCGGUUCACAGAGGUCAGCGACUGCGCCGAGUGUGGUCAGGCACUGUUGACCUACUUGACAGAAACACUACAUGUUGGCGGCAGUGGACCUCUGCAACCCCAUGAUGUCUUCAUCUGUGGAAGUCAGGUGGUUGCAGAUGAUGACUGUGCUUUUCUCAAAUCAUUGAAGCAGACAUUCAGCAUCAAACAGGAGUGCCAAGAGCUUGACUCCCCUCCUCCCUAUGACGGGAGUAUAGUUUCUCACAGGUGGAAGCAUUCUGCAAGGUCUGGAGUGCAAGGUGGUGGUGUAUGUUCCAGACAUCAAAUAUGUUCUUGCAGGACGAGGGGAGGGGCUGAAGGACAGCGAGCCCAGGGCCGAUCUUCCGGACUGGCUGCAACACCUGGGCACGUGGAACAGGAGACAGCUGUGGUUCGUCGCCUCGCGCACUCUCUCUCACUUGAUUGUGUUUGUCUGCGACAGUAAAACAAAGUCUUCCAGUUUGUGAUGAGAGAGAAUGGACUGAUAUGGACAACUAUGUACAAGAGAGAGACAGAACAAUCUUUAAAGGGAUGCUAAAGGCAAAAUAAAACUGCUUAGAAUCGCGUACAGAGUAGGAUAAAUUAGAAUCUCGUCUAUUUAUAUGUGUGUUCAUGUGGAAAACGU